This is a messenger RNA of Coregonus sp. 'balchen', 9492 nucleotides long. Lineage: Eukaryota; Metazoa; Chordata; Actinopteri; Salmoniformes; Salmonidae. The record is from the annotation of a GenBank genome assembly.
AUGGAGGGCGAAGCGGAAGUGGGGGCCCGACUGUUGAUUGCGGUCAGAUGCCAUAAACAGGUUAACAGAGACUGCCUUUGUCCCCGUGGGGCGAGGGAGGAAGAUGAGGGAAGGGAGGUAAGAGGAGAUUAAGGGCUGUGGUUCAGGUAGGAUUGUUUCCCUUCUCCCUCCCAGACACAGAGUGUGACUCAGUGAGCACUUAAACUACACGCUGCGGCUCCUACAUGCUGAAUCAAAGAGAAAACAAUUUAGGAAAUACAUGUUGUUCCCUGUUUGUAUGUGUGAGUUUGAAUAUUUAGAUAUUUGCUUGUUUGGUUAUGGAGGUGUGAUAGAGUAAAAAGAGGGUCAGAGAAGUUUGAUAAUGAAGUGAAAUGUUUUAAAUAAUAAUUUUGUUUGUCUGAGAAGGAAGUGGAUAUUACACUGUAGAUAGCAAGUGGAUGUUAAAUAUCUGGUUGGCUUUGUGUACCCAAUGACUGACUUCACAGAAAAAAUAUAUUGAAAUGUGUGUUGAAAGGGUUUUAGGCGUUUGUGAUUGGUUAGAAUUUCACACAUCGGAAAAUUAGAUUACAUUUGUGAACGCAGGGAUGUCAAGAAAUCUCAAAGGAUUGAUCUUCCUGAAUAAACACCUCCUCAGCCUUUCUCCUCCACUGCCUUGGUCUGUUCUUCUUCCUCUUCCUACCUUCUUCCUCACCACUCUUUUUUUUCUCUCCCUCUUCCCUCUGUCCAGGUCGAGUACGGAUCAACGGAAGGUGCGUUCCCGGGAUGCGGCGCGCUGCAGGCGGAGUCAGGAGACUGAGCUGUUCUACGAGCUGGCCCACACCCUGCCCCUCCCCCGCAGAGUCUCCGCCGACCUGGACAAGGCCGCCAUCAUGAGGGUGACGCUCAGCUUCCUUCGCAUGCACCACCUCCGCUCAGGUGGGCUCCCAUUGGCCAGAUAUGUCCAUGUCCUGUACUGUGAAUGGUUGAGAGAGCCAGGCCUACUUUCUUUAUUACUUUCCAAGUAGUAACCAACUCCCAAGAUGGUGUUAGUCUAGACCAAAAAGGUUCUGAUAUGACAUUGGAUGUGUGUUUUAUAAUGACGUGUGUUUUAUGUCAUUGCAGGGGAUACGAGUGAGGAGCAGGUCACAGAUGGGGCUGAGGACACAAUGGAUGCGUUCUACCCCCAGGCGUUGGCAGGCUUCAUCAUGGUGAUGACCGAGGAGGGGGAUAUGAUCUACCUGGGUGACAGCGUCAGCAAACACCUGGGCAUCCCACAGGUACAGCCACACAUGUUCCUGGCAACGUCAGGGUCAUGUGUUCGAUUCCCACUUGGGCGAUCCAUAUGAAAAUGUAUGCACUCACUGUUGUCUCUUUGGAUAAAAAGCAUCUGCUUAAUGGCAUAUAGUAGUACUAUAGUAGUAUACAAUUCCACUGCCAUUUGUUUACAGUCAGUCUGUGUCCACAAAGCUCUAUUGCACUAUUGAGUAUAGUCAGGUAGAAUGAAUCCGUUAUAGACUUACUAGAAUGUCAACUGCAGACUAGUGGAUACUCCCACUUAACGAAUGGCAAAGAGUAAUGUUAACAAAAUUCAGUUUUUACUGCAUGUUUUACAAAGUUUUUAUUCAUGGCCUUUGAUGAACAGUUUGGUUGUCCAAUUGCGUAGUUCUAUGUUUCAUUAUGGAUUUAACAUUUUGAAAUCAUGAGGCUUUUUGGAUAUUUACACCGAUCUCAACAAACCAUUUCUGUAUGGUCCUCGCUUUGUGCACGGGGGGCAUUGUCAUGCUGAAACAGGAAAGGGCCUUCUCCAAACUGUUGCCACAAAAUUGGAAGUACAGGAUCUUCUAGAAUGCCAUUUCUAUGCUGUAGCAAUAAGAUUUCCUUUCACUCGGACUAAGGGGCCUAGCUCGAACCAUGAAAAACAGCCCCAGAUCAUUAAUUCUCCUCCACCAAACUUUACUGUUGGCACUAUGCAUUCGGGCAGGUAGCGUUCUCCAGGCAUCCGCCAAAUCCAGAUUCGUCCUUUGGACUGCCAGAUGGUGAAGCGUGAUUUAUCACUCCAGGGAACGCGUUUUCACUGCUCGAGAGUCCAAUGGCGGCGAGCUUUAAACCACUCCAGGCGACGCUUGGCAUUGCGCAUGGUGAUCUUAGGCUUGUGUGCGGCUGCUUGGCCAUGGACACCCAUUUCAUUAAUCUCCCGACAAACAGUUCUUGUGCUGACGUUGCUUCCAGAAGCAGUUUGGAACUCGGUAGUGAGUGUUGCAACCAAGGACAGACGAUUUUCACACUUUACGACCUUCAGCACUCGGUGGUCCCGUUCUGUGAGCUUGUGUGGCCUACCACUUCGCGGCUGAGCCGUUGUUGCUCCUAGACGUUUCCACGUAGGCAUGUAAUACAAUCAACAGCCGUUACAAAUAAUCAUCCCACAAUAGUGAAGUGGGAGCUAAAAGUUAAUGGUCCCAUAGAUGACCCUGCAGAACAAAUGUAACAGUCUGGUUGGAUUACCAAGAAAAUGCAGACAUCAUCAUGUUUGUAGAAGUUAGCAAAUACAAGCUACAAGGCACCUGGUGUGAUAUUCUCGGACUUAGUAUUUUGAGAGAACCUGCAGUGCAGUUUUUCUUAAUCUGCAAUUCAUGGGAAAGGGGCCUGUGUGGCAUUGUGUUGACAUGGUUUUAUUAUUGUUGUGUUGUCUAGCUGGAGUUGCUGGGCCAGAGUGUGUAUGACUUUGUCCACCCAUGUGACCAAGAGGAGCUACGGGAUCUCCUGGCGCCUAGGCCAGGUGAGACAAACCACCCUGUUGUAUGUUUGUGUGUGUGUUUGUGCAUACGUACGUGUGUGAGCAACUGCAUGCGUGCAUGCGUGUGUGUGUGUGUGUGUGUGUGUGUGUGCGCGUGUGUGUGUGUGUGUCGAUGCGCGUGUCUGUGUUCAUCAUGCAUGCUCACACAGGUUCCAGGCUUUAGGCCUACAGCUCUAUCUUCUCUCCAACCCAGGUGUGUCCAAGAAGAAACCAGCGCAGCAACACACAGAGAUUAACAUCUUCCUUAGGAUGAAGACCACUCUGACUAGUAGAGGGCGCACUGUCAACAUAAAGUCUGCCACCUGGAAGGUACGUUUGUCCCCCCACACAGCACUAAUGAGCUACCAACACCCCAAGCCCCAUACACCUGCGAAUGCCACACCUGCAUAGGGCGUUAGGCUUGGGCUGUAUACCGUAUACAGGGGGUAUUUUGAAAUAUUCAAUACUAUCAAUACCGUUGAAACUAUUUGUAGCUUGUUUUUUCAUAAGUGUGAAUAUUUAUUUUUAAAUAAAUACAAUGCAUUCAGAAUGUAUUCAGACCCCUUGAUUUAUUUACACAUUUUGUUACAUUACAGCCUUAUUCUAAAAUUGAUUAAAUUGUUUUUUUUUACCCUCAUCAAUCUACACACAAUACCCCAUAAUGACAAAGCAAAAACUGGUGUAUACAUUUUUGCAAAUUUUUUAAUAAUAAAAAAUGGAAAUAUCACAUUUACGUAAGUAAGUAUUCAGACCUUUUACUCAGUACCUUGUUGAAGCACCUUUGGCAGCGAGUACCGCCUGAAGUCUUCUUGGGUAUGACGCUACAAGCUUGGAACACCUGUAUUUGGGGAGUUUCUCCCAUUCUUCUCUGCAGAUCCUCUCAAGCUCUGUCAGGUUGGAUAGGGAGCGUCGCUGCACAGCUAUUAUCAGGUCUUUUCAGAGAUGUUCGAUUGGGUUCAAGUCUGGGCUCAAGGACAUUCAGAGACUUGUCCCGAAGCCACUCCUGCGUUGUCUUAGCUGUGUGCUUAGGGUCGUUGUCCUGUUGGAAGAUGAACCUUCGCCCCAGUCUGAGGUCCUGAGCAGGUUUUCAUUAAAGAUCUUUCUGUACUUUGCUCCGUUCAGCAUUCCCUUGAUCCUGACUACAUUUACAUUUACAUUUUAGUCAUUUAGCAGACGCUCUUAUCCAGAGCGACUUACAGUUAAUGAGUGCAUACAUUAUUUUUUGUAUUUUUCAUACUGGCCCCCCGUGGGAAUCAAACCCACAACCCUGGCGUUGCAAACGCCAUGCUCUACCAACUGAGCUACAUCCCUUGAGUCUCCCAAUCCCUGCCACUGAAAAACAUCCCCACAGCAUGAUGCUGCCACCACAAUGCUUCACCGUAGGGAUGGUGCCAGGUUUCCUCCAGACGUGACGCUUGAAAUUCAGGCCAAAGAGUUCAAUCUUGGUUUCAUCAGACCAGAGAAUCUUGUUUCUCAUGGUCUGAGAGUCCUUUAGGUGCCUUUUGGCAAACUCCAAGCGGGCUGUCAUGUGCCUUUUACUGAAGAGUGGCUUCCGUCUGGCCACUCUACCAUGAAGGCCUGAUUGGUGGAGUGCUGCAGAGAUGGUUGUCCUUCUGCAAGGUUCUCCCAUCUCCACAGAGGAACUCUGGAGCUCUGUCAGAGUGACCAUCAGGUUCUUAGUCACCUCCCUGACCAAGGCCCUUCUCCCCCGAUUGCUCAGUUUGGUCGGGCGGCCAGCUCUAGGCAGCGUCUUGGUGGGUCCAAACUUCUUCCAUUUAAGAAUGAUGGAGGUCACUGUGUUCUUGGGGACCUUCAAUGCUGCAAAACAUUUUUGGUACCCUUCCUCAGAUCUGUGCCUCGACACAAUCCUGUCUCGGAGAUCUACGGACAAUUCCUUCAACCUCAUGGCUUGGGUUUUGCUCUGACAUGCACUGUCAACUGUGGGACCUUAUAUAGACAGGUGUGUGCCUUUCCAAAUCAUGUCCAAUCAAUUGAAUUUACCACCAGUGGACUCCAAUCAAGUAGUAGAAACAUCUCAAGGAUGAUCAAUGGAAACAGGAUGCACCUGAGCUCAAUUCCGAGUCUCAUAGCGAAGGGUCUGAAUAUUUAUAUAAAUAAGGUAUUUGUUUUUAAUAAAUGUGCAAAAUGUUAUAUUAUUGUGUGUAGAUUGAUGAGGAAAAAAUUAAUGUAAUCAAUUUUAGAAUAAGGCUGUGAAAAAAGUAAAGGGGUCUAAAUACUUUCCGAAUGCACUGUACCUGCAGUCAACUUGUGCACUAGGUUAAUAGAUAAUCUGAUCGCAUUCUUCAUUUCGCGUGUUUCAUUAUGAAGUCGUUCCCCAAAACAGCUGAUUGAGCCAGUCACAUGGUAUGUUGGUUUACAAAGAGCACACAGAGCAAAUGGAAGCUUCGUGACGUGCCAAUCGAUCCACAGAGAGGUGAUCAAGUUAUACUUGAAAUUCACAACUGUUUGCUAGCUAUAUAUCUUAUAACUAUACAUUUUACUAUCUAGGAUGUGCCAAAUAAAUUCUCUCCAGCUCAGGGCGCCAGCUAUGCAUUUGGUUAGCUAACUUGCUCACUAGCUAAGUUGCUAGCUUGCAAGAUUUACAGCAGAGACAAUCAAUCUCCUCCUUGAUCAAGAUCCCUGCUGUUAGGCUGGACAAUGGAACGGGUCAAAAUUCACCCAAGGCUGAAAAACGGCCAAAGAACGUUGGUUGAGCUGGAACACUAGCGCGAGGCCAUAGCAAAUGAGUUGAAACCGCUUGCAAGAUUUACAGCACAGACAACCAAUCCCCUCCUUGAUCAAGAUCCCUGCUGUCUAAUAUUUGUUUUGUGUAUGCAGAAAACUGUGAGUAGCCUUAACUUUAUGAGCUGGGUUGUCUGUUCUUGUGAUUAGUUUAUGUCCGUUUGCUCUUGUUAGCAUUUAGCUUGUGUCCGCUAUGGCGAGAAAUAGCGCCCCAUUGUAUGCGCUAACGGUAAUAAUGUAUACCCCUGUAUGGAUACUGCCCAACCCUAUUAGGGCCGUCUUUCAUCAUUCAGUGAGAUUCAUAUGUAGCACAAGUUGCUGUUACCAGUGACGUUGCUAGGACAUUAGACAAACAUCGGAGCAAUAAGAUGUUUGGAUUCAGAAGGCCAGGACACUUGAUCCAGCUGAAAGGUUAGGUAUCUCUGGUAGGACAGGCUGGCUGGCCUAGAUAUCAGGGGGUUGUCUGUACCCUAUCCAACCCCCAUUCUAAUGAUGAGACUUGGGGGAGUAACCAUAUCUCUCUGGUUUAUGAGUCUGGUUCUCUACCAACUUAAUCCAGCCUGCCACCCUGCCUUACUUUAUUUCCUAUUGGUGCGACUAUGGCUUGCCUAAAUCAUUGGUAACAUAGAUGGUGUCCCCCUCUCCUUCAUUUCGCUUCGCUCAUUUCUGCUUGGCUCAGUGUACAGCAUCGAGAGGUAGAUCCAGGGGAAUACACACACACACAGCUUUAUUUUUGUAAAAUGUCUGGACUUUUUUGGGAGUAAACAUUUUUUUACCAUUAAAAAUCCUAUUUUUCCUAAACUCUAACAUUAACCCCUAAACCUAACCUUAACCCCCAAACUCUAAACCUAACCCUUAAGCUUAAAAUAGCAUUUUAAAAAUUCAGGGCAUGAAAAAAGUCCUGACUUUUCUAAAAAGUUAUUGUUUUCCUCCCUUGUCAGGACAUUUGGGUGAAUUGUUAGGAUAUUAGGGUCCUGAUAAGGUAGGAAAAUAAGUACACACACAAACGCGCACACACACACAUGGCAGGGGUCCAUCAGUGACCAUGACUGUCAGAAAGCCUUGACCCAGUUAUGCUCUGGACUCCAGGAGAGGUGUGUGUAAACAGCAUUUGUGUUAUUGGGGAGUCUAUGUUCUCACUCUUGGCCAUGUUACAAGGGUGCCACAUCCCAUUUGUAUACUGCCAUUCCAGUACCUCUCCAUCUCUACAGUUAUUUGGUCUGCGCCAGAGCUCUGGUCUAAAGUAGUGCACUAUAUAGGGAAUAGGGUGCCAUUUGGGAUGGGAGCCUUACUCUUGUAUAGAAGAACCCUUUUCACUUUCUUCUAACACGCCAUGCUUCAAGUCCCACUGUGAAUGUUCCUUAACAUGGUCCGUCUGCCCUGAAUUGACUCUACAACAGAGAUGGGUAACUGGCGGCAGUCUGCGGCCCCCCUUUUAAAGGCCCUUGUCUCAAUUUCGACACAAAAUAAAGCGAGCAACUGUGGCCCCCACCCCCAUCAAUGUUGCCCAUCCCUGCUCUACAACAUUCACAUGGGUCCUGUUGCCCAUGCAUGUGCCCUGUAAGUAUAUAUGGAUAGCAAUUGUUAUCUUACUGCACUCUGUGGCCCCCAGGUGCUGCACUGUACAGGCCAGAUGCGUGUGUGCUGCAGUGAUGAGGAUUCAUCACCCCCUGCAGGCAGCUUCAUGACUGUGCUGUGUGAGCCCAUCCCCCACCCGUCUAGUGUGGAGUUCCCCCUGGACCGGAGCACCUUCCUCACCCGACACAGCAUGGACCUGCGCUUCACACACUGCGAGGGCAGGUGAGGCUGAGCACACACACACACACAUGGGGUGUAUUAUUUUAUGCCGGUUCUGUUGCAAAAUGUUUCUUCAACGUGAUGUAAAAGCUGUUGGGUUCUUAAACGGAGGUUGUAGUUUAUUUAAAUGUUAUGGCUUUAAAUGAUCAAUUCUUCCAUGCUCUAAAGCAGGGUUUCCCAAACUCGGUCCUGCCGAUAAAUAAAAUUGCCGCCGGCCAAUUGUUCGGGAGAAGAAGAAAUAAUCCCAUUGCGAAAUUAUGCUUUUUUGCCUAUUAAUUGAUGGAAAUACCAGUCCAUGGAAAUGCAUUUGACUGGUCAUGCUUAUCGGUCUAUAGGUUAAUUUGCAUAAUUUAGUGGAAUUGAAUUGACUCUGGGGCCUUUCAAAACAGGUGUAUAUAUAUAUAUACUGAGAUCAUGUGACAGAUCAUGUGACACUUAGAUUGCACACAGGUGGACUUUAUUUAACUAAUUCGGUGACUUCUGAAGGGUAAUUGGUUGCACCAAUCUUCUUCCACCAUCUUAUUUAGGGGCUUCAUAGGAAAAGGGGGUGAAUACAUACAGUGGGGAGAACAAGUAUUUGAUACACUGCUGAUUUUGCAGGUUUUCCUACUUACAAAGCAUGUAUAGGUCUGUACUUUUUAUCAUAGGUACACUUCAACUGUGAGAGACGGAAUCUAAAACAAAAAUCCAGAAAAUCACAUUGUAUGAUUUCUAAGUAAUUAAUUUGCAUUUUAUUGCAUGGCAUAAGUAUUUGAUCACCUACCAACCAGUAAGAAUUCCGGCUCUCACAGACCUGUUAGUUUUUCUUUAAGAAGCCCUCCUAUUAAUGUUAUUUUUUGUUUUAAAAAUAUGCAUAAUAUCUAGUAUAUAAUUCUGUAAUUCAGUGAAGUUCUGAUGCUAGUAAUAGCCUAAACACAUUCCAAGUCAUGCCAUGAUGUUCAGGACUUCAAGCCCCCUACAAGUUCACCCCUUUCUCGCUCACUCCCCACUCAUGAAAUUUCAGUCGUAUCUCGCACCUGCAUUUAUAUGACCAAUCAAACAUGUAAACAACUAGCUCACCCAUUCCGUAGCAAGCUUCUCUAUCCGCGCUAAUUGGUGGAGUAAAUUAAUGAGAUAAAUGUAAAAACGAUGUUGAUUUCACGAUUACAUUUCUUACGAAAUAAACUGUUACUUUUUUGUGGGGGUUGACCCGGUUCAGAACUUUAUUAUACUGGUCAGAACACUGGAAUGGAGUAAAACAAAUAGGAGAUCUGUUCAGAACAGAAUGAUUGGAAAAUUAUUUUGGUUGCAAUCCCUGAAAUAAAAGAGAAGAGCAGUUGCGGAUAUAGUCAAUUAUAAAUAAAUUAGGUUUAAUACAAGUUGCAACAGGGAGACAACCUCCAGUAGAGAAAAAGUCUGCCUGGCCUCCUCGGAGAAGGCCCUUAUAUCCCCUAUCAGCAGAUACAUGUUAAAAAUAAUAAUAAUAAUAAUAAAUGUUCUGUCAACAAGGUCACUGAAUCUCCUCAGACUGCAACUAAGGCCACUGUCUGCACAGAUUACAAGAAAGUAUACCAUCAGCACUUCAACAGGUCAAAGGUCUGUUUAAGAAGUAAAAGGAUAUCAGUAGUCAGUUACAACAAAUAAUUAUAGACUAACAGAAGAAAACUACUUAACCAAACAUGGUAUUAACAUGGGGAUACAUGGUUAAUUCCAGUUUCACCUCCCAGGGGAAUGCCUCCCUCCGCGGUUUUCCGCUUAUACAACAAUAUUUAUAACAUAUCAUGAACAAAUCAAAUACAGGAAAUCAUUAAUGAAAUCAUGUCCCACUACACACAAACAAACAAACAGACAGCUGGAGAUGGCCAUCCCCAUACCUUGGGACUGUUUAUAACCAUUGUUUGUUGUCCACUCUCAGCAGAGCUCAUAGAAUUACAAUAACUCAUAACUAAUUUACCCCAGCAGAUUAAGAUACCAUUUUAUACCAUUCCCUCUUGCAAAACUACCAUACUGCAUCAUCUCUGGUUGUUGACUCCAAGCUGACCUCUCACCCCUGACCUCUCACCCCUGACCCCUCCUUCUGUCUCCACUGUGUUGCCAGGGUGGCAGAGCUAGUGGGAUACGAGCCAGAAGAUCUGAUUGGCAAAUCUGCCUACGGAUUCCAUCAUGCCCUGGACUCGGAUCAUGUGACCAAGAGCCUGCACAUCCGUGAGUGUCUGAGAGCA